Amyelois transitella is the source of this 4009-nucleotide messenger RNA. RefSeq lists its product as uncharacterized. Bases 478 to 2601 code for a protein of 707 amino acids. NCBI's taxonomy places the organism in Eukaryota, Metazoa, Arthropoda, Insecta, Lepidoptera, Pyralidae. The transcript is spliced from 15 exons. The record is from RefSeq and is a predicted model, not a curated record.
UUUUCAUUUGAUAACAGCAGUAACGACGCGACACCAUACAAACUCACACGUGUAUUUUGAUAGCAAUUCUAUUUAUUUAUAUCUGUUACCAAUUCAUACGUGCAGAAGAAAAAAUAUAAAUUGACUCUUAUUGCGAUACAAAUAAAGUUUAAUAAAUGUUUUUAUGAUUACACGUUUAAAGUGGUAAAAAUUAAGAUAGCGAAUUAAAAACCCGUCAGUGUAGUUUAAUUGCGUUGACAAAAGUGUUGUAUUUAAUUUAGUGGUGUGAUCAAAGAUUCGCGGUAUUUUGGUGUCACGAUCAUCGCGGUAUUUCUAUUGUCAUUGUGAAUUUCGGUUUAAAUUUGGAACUGGAGGUUAAUCGAAAGCUCAGAUUUAAAACCAUUACACGAAGACAGAAAGAAUAAUGUGAUACAAAGUGACAUAGUGCAAAAAAACAAAGACAUAAUUAACUCACUGUGAUGUGUAUAUACUGUGACCAUGGAUCCACAAGAAUUAGUGCCAUUGGAAUCCGGCUUGCCCAGACCCCCAAGACCCACAGUGGGGCGUCACUGCAGCCGUAUCGCCUCUCAGUCCUGCAUACGAGGUCCAAUUAGGCUAUGCCGAAUGUUAGCCUUAAUGAUACUACUACCGUCUACUUUUAUAUUCGUACCUUUAUACUUAAGAUACCGUGUAUUCUCCGGACAAAUGUAUCCCAUGAGCAUGACUGACAUGAGACUGAUUGACAGCAAAAUAUCCACCACUUGGUGCCAGAGGCAAGUGGUGCGAUCCAAUGCGACUUUCAACGCGUUCCUGGUCCCGGGACCUCCCGAGUUCAGCCAGGAAUUGGUGCCUGUCAGCAUGACGAGGGAACUGGAGUUAGAAGACGACAUGAAGGAGUACUGGGGUUUCUACUUGUUGAAGGGAUCCAGUGUGACCGUCUCCACCUGCGUCAGAUGGCCAGGCGCCUCUCUCAUCAUGAUCAAAGGCUACAAGCACCUUAAAGACUGCGCGUACAUUGGAGACGAUUCUUCGGAAGAACUCGACGAGCUACUAGAAGCUAACAAACUUGGAUUGAUAUCCAACACGGAACUGGCGAAGAAGAUACAAGAACUGAACAGAGUGGAAGGGAAAGCCAACAAUCCGGAUGAAAUGAAGCGACAGAAAGCUGGUGUAAGUUUCCACGAUCCAAGCAAUGCGGCUAACGUGACGUAUCCUGAUUCAGAACCAACACUAGAUGUUACCGAUCAUGAUCCCAAGGAGCUCCGUGAAAUACUAGAACGCCUUCACGCUCUCCGCGAGGCUGCUAAACAAGAAUCUUUGAAAUAUUACCAUCCGCCAGACCACUUGAUGUCUCUGCCAGCCCUCCACAGGCAUAGAGACGCCAAUGUCGAUAAAGAUGAGAGAAGGUUCUUAAUUUUCAAAGAUAUUGACGGCAAAAGCAGUGAUGGAGAUGAAAGUUUUGAUAAUAAAACUAUAGAGAUCACUGCAAAUAAAACAACCACUAAUAAUCCUACUAAAACAAUGGAGAGAAAAAAUAUUCAAACAAAUAUAGUAACAGACAAACCUGAAAUUACAACAACGACUAUAAAAGCAGAAGAUCAGAAUACAGAAGACAUUAAAGAUGAUGUUGAGACUACAACUGAUGGGCUUCAAAUUGUUGCUACUAAGUUCACUACAAAGGUGCCUAUAACUGAAGAACCAAAUUCAAGAGAAGUGUUUGAAGAUGUUCUGCGGAGGUUACGGGCGCUUGGAGAGAGGGGCACGAGAGUGCUGGCUCGGCUACACGAUACAAUGGGAGUGGAAUACCACGAGUCCAAUUUGGAUGGCAAGCCUAAACCUGAUAUAAUGUCCAGGGUAACGGGCAGCGGUGAGGAGUUGGACCACCUCAGGCAGGUGCUGGUGGAAGCCAUAGAUGAGGAGAAGACGAGGUACCAGAGACAACAAAAACGACGUGACGCCCGCGAGGCCGCUCGCACUAAAAGGGAACUAAUGUUAGGUCAAAUUGAACUGCAGAAAUCUUUCAAUGAAGACGACGAAGCCAGAGACUACGCUGCUGAAGAGGGUCUCCAACCAGACGGUUACGCGGAACACCACGAGCACAUCAAUGAGACCACAGCCUUCGACAUGAGCAACUCAGAAUACUGGUCAUCAUUCUCCAGCAGCGAGGAAGCGUUGUUGGAGUGCGAUGGGCUGAUCCUCAAUCUGCCACUGACGCCAUCUGCUGGCUGCACUGAUAAAGCUACGGAUGACCAGACUUAUAACGCUGCUAGAUCUAACGCCCUAACGUAUAGGGUACCAGCAAAUGGCUACUACUUCUUCGUCUUCAACUCGGAAAACGAGGUCCAGACGAACUUCAUCAAAGCCAAGUUCGACCUUCAGAAGACCAGAUAUGACGUAGCCAGGACCGCUUUGAGAGAAUGCAAGAACAGCACUGAAAGAUGUGACCUCCCUUUAGACAUAUUCUCGAGUCAGAAGGUGGUCCUGGAAGUACCACUACGGAACAACGACUCCCUGUGGAACGAGCAGUUCGUCAUAGUCUCGGAAUGUGAACCCAGGACCUCCGUGUACUUAGCGUGCGUUAUCGCCGUACCAAUUCUCAUUCUAGUGUUCGCUUUCCAAUGAAAUGAUAGGAGUGAAAGAAUUUUGGUAUGAUACAUACAUACAUAAAAUCACGCCUCUCUCCCAGAGGGGUAGGCAGAAACUACCUCUUUCCACUUGCCACGAUCUGUGCAUACUUCCUUCGCUUCAUCCACAUUCAUUAAUCUCUUCAUGCAAGCUCGGCGGUUUCGGGUACUUUUGGCCUGACAUUUUACCAGGACGCGUUCGUCUAGGUCUUCCCACUUCGACCUGUUCCUCCACUUUUAGUAUGAUUGAAGCAUGAAAUACAAUAAUGAUAAUUGAAUUUUCAAAAAUCACAACAAAAUACGUAGAAAAAGAUAUGAGGAGUGUCUUUAUAAAGGCUACUCAUUUCUAGCCACAUACAAACCUCCGUAGAAAAGCGCGCGAGAAAUCGUUUUUAUCGCGCGAAAAACUACAGCUGUUUCGCUUUUUAUUAUGACUUGAAACGGGACAGCGAUAGUUUUUCGCGCGAAAAAUACAUAAAAUAAUUUAUCAAAGAAGGCUUUAGGCUGUAUAACAUCACGCUGCAACUAUUAAGCGCGAUGAAUGAAAAAUGUGAAAAAAACGGGGUAAAUUAUUCAUCCUUGAGGGCUUCAAUGAUGCCCAAAAUAACUAUUCCACGCGGACGAAGUCGCGGGCACAGCUAGUAAUUUAAAUAGGUAAAGUUUUAAUGUAUACACAAUAUUAUACAUUGAUGCCUGAAUUGGUGAUUUUUUUCUUUGAAUUUGAAGAAUCGGUGCGAAAUAAUUUAGAAAUUCUCACGCUAUUGAAACCUACACAGUGAUAUUAAAUAAGUACGUUAUUAUUUAAAGGCAAAUUUAGUUCACAAAAUGGCUGUUUUUUCAUAAGGUUAGUGGCCCUUCGAGGCAUGUAAAAUGUGAUAAUUAUGUGCUUUUACGUAAAAGAUUAGGGUUUGGAUGGUAACUUAAUAAUUUUUUAAAUAUUUGUGCAGUGAGCGAAAACUACCUAAAACGUAUCUAAUGUUGUGUACUUUUCUCUGUAAACCACUGUACUCGUCGAAAAGUGUCUUCAGUGGUUAUUUUUAACCAGUACCUUUUCACGCAGCGUGUACAUAGAAAUCGGAAUAGUUUGAGACAAUAGAAAUGCUAUAUUGUAGAUAUUUAAAACUAUAAAAAUUGUGUGUCCUUUUGAAAACAAUUGUAAAGUCUAUCAAAGAGUGAAAACAUAAUGUGAUAUGAUAGUGUCACAGUCAUCUCUCACUGUUUCAUAUUAUUCCGAAAUCUAUGAAUUCUUUUAUGAUUUUUAACCUCUCCGUUUUUACAUAGUCCGUCCAAACUGAUAUCCUGGUAAAUAACUUGCUGAUAUAGUUAAAAGCUAGCUUUUAAUUAAUAUUAAAUUGUUAUAGGUAAUUAUAACUACUAGUCAUUAAGAAUAAAUUGUUGUUAAUAUA